Molecule: messenger RNA, 6681 nt
Organism: Sordaria macrospora k-hell
Lineage: Eukaryota; Fungi; Ascomycota; Sordariomycetes; Sordariales; Sordariaceae
Source: RefSeq, a predicted model, not a curated record
AUGCCCAACACUUCUCUACGGCGGCAGCCUCAAAAGGGCUACCGUCGUGGUGGCAAGAACGCCUACCAUGGCGGAUCCAAGACACGAACCUUCGCCGCCUCGGCCAGCAUCGACGAAAACAUGGGCUUCGCCCGAUACGAUGCCGGAAAGAAACGCGAAGGCUGGCUGGUCAACGUACAAGCGACAGCAAUCGACGAUCCCCGAAUCCCAGGCGGCGGCGGCCGCGCGGCACUCGACUGCUACUUCAUCGAAGAGGACGGGUCAACAUUCAAAGCCACUGUCGAAUACGAGCCAUACUUCCUGGUCGCAUGUCGAAAAGGUCACGAAGGCGAGGUGGAGGAAUGGUGCAAGAGAGUGCCCGGUGGCGGCUGCGUCAAGUCCAUCCGGAGGGUCGAGAAGGAAGAUCUCAAGAUGCCCAACCACCUGCUGGGCUAUCGCCGCACAUUCUUGGAGCUGAGGUUUCAUAACGUGCAGGACUUGAUGUCCGCCAAGCGCGAUGUCAUGCCCAUUGCGGAAAAGAACAAAGAGGGCAUGGAUGCAAUGGAUACAUAUGCCGAAGUCGCAUCAGCGAACGGCGGGUUUGAUCUUUUUGAUGACGAUUCACGAAAUGACGAGCGACGACAUAAUGCUGGUUUUGCAGAGGCAAGCGAUUUCAUUGUUGAUAUCCGGGAAUACGACGUCCCAUACCAUGUGAGAGUAAUGAUAGACUUGGACAUACGAGUUGCUAGAUGGUACCAUGUCGAGGCCAAGAAUGGAGUCACGACAAUAAAAGUAAACGAGGAGCGUUUGGCCAUGGCCGACCCUGUCGUGAUGGCGUACGAUAUCGAGACCACCAAGCUGCCACUCAAGUUUCCCGACGCCGCUAUCGACCAAAUUAUGAUGGUCUCAUACAUGAUCGACGGCCAGGGUUUCCUAAUCACGAAUAGAGAAAUUAUCUCCGAAGACAUUUCUGAUUUCGACUAUACACCAAAACCCGAAUAUCAAGGUCCGUUUAUGAUCUUCAACGAACCGGACGAAAAGGCCCUUAUCGAGAGAUUCUUCCUGCACAUCAAGGAGGCCCGGCCGACCGUCAUCGCCACCUACAACGGUGACUUCUUCGAUUGGCCUUUCGUGGAGGCUCGUGCCAGUAUCAAUGGUAUCGACAUGUACCACGAGAUUGGCUGGAAGAAGGAUAGCGAGGAUCAGUACAAGUGCAACUACAGUGUUCACAUGGACUGCUUCCACUGGGUGAAUCGUGACAGUUACCUACCCCAGGGUAGUAGAGGUCUCAAGGCCGUCACUGUUGCCAAGCUUGGAUACGACCCCGACGAACUCGACCCCGAGCUCAUGACGCCGUAUGCGAGCGAGAGGCCGCAAACGCUGGCUGAAUACUCCGUCUCCGAUGCCGUUGCCACAUACUAUCUGUACAUGAAAUAUGUGCAUCCCUUCAUCUUCUCUCUUUGUACCAUCUUGCCUCUAGGUCCAGACGAUACACUAAGAAAGGGAACGGGUACGCUAUGCGAGAUGUUGCUAAUGGUACAGGCUUACCAAAAGGAGAUUGUGUUACCCAACAAACAUGUUCAACCUAAAGAGUCCUUCUGGGAAGGACACCUGUUGGACUCUGAAACCAUCACGGUUGAAGAGAAGAAGGAGUUGAGCGACAUCACCAAUUACGACGAGGUCAAGAAGCAAAUAACGGCCAGGUUGGUGAACCUCAAGGAGACUCCCAAUCGAUUGGAACGGCCUCUCAUCUACCAUCUUGAUGUCGCCUCCAUGUACCCCAACAUCAUGACAACCAACCGAUUACAACCCGAUUCCAUGAUCUCCGAGUCAAAUUGUGCAGCAUGCGACUUCAACCGCCCAGGGAAGACCUGUGACAGAAGACUACCGUGGGCAUGGAGAGGAGAGUACCUGCCAGCCAAGCGCGACGAAUACAACAUGAUUCGCCAUGCCCUUGAGAACGAGAGGUUUCCAGGGAAAUACCCAAACAGCCCGAUGCGGUCAUUCCAAGACCUGAGUGCAGACGAACAAGCAACUCUCAUCCGAAAGAGAUUGCAGCUCUACUCACAAAAGGUGUAUCACAAGAUCCACGAUUCCACCACGAUUGUGAGAGAAGCCAUUAUCUGCCAGCGCGAGAACCCCUUUUACAUCAAUACGGUCCGUGACUUCCGUGACCGUCGAUACGACUACAAGGGCAAGGCGAAGGUGUGGAAGGGCAAGACGGAUGCACUCAAGACCGCGGGGGCAUCCGCGUCCGAGGUCGACAAUGCCAAGAAGAUGAUCAUCUUGUUCGAUUCUCUGCAGCUGGCUCACAAGGUCAUUCUCAACUCUUUCUACGGAUACGUCAUGAGAAAGGGAUCUAGAUGGUACUCGAUGGAGAUGGCCGGUGUCACUUGUUUAACGGGCGCGACCAUUAUUCAGUUGGCGAGACAGCUAAUUGACCGACUGGGUCGUCCACUCGAGCUGGACACUGAUGGUAUCUGGUGCAUGUUGCCGGCAACAUUCCCAGAAAACUUUGUGUUCAAGCUCAAGAACGGCAAGAAGAUGACCAUCUCCUACCCUUGUGUCAUGUUGAACCAUCUGGUCCAUGACAAGUUUACCAACCACCAGUAUCAAGACUUGGUCGAUCCGAAGACCUUCAAGUACGAAACGCACAGCGACAACUCCAUCUUCUUCGAGGUCGAUGGACCGUACAAAUGCAUGGUUCUACCUACCUCGAAGGAAGAAGAUAAGAACUUGAAGAAGAGAUAUGCCGUCUUCAAUGAUGAUGGUAGUCUUGCUGAGCUCAAGGGUUUUGAAGUGAAGCGAAGAGGCGAGUUGAAGCUCAUCAAGAUCUUCCAGCAGCAGAUCUUCAAGUUUUUCCUGGAGGGUACCACCCUGGCGGAAUGCUAUACUGCUGUCGCCAAGGUUGCGAACCGCUGGCUUGAUGUACUCCAUAGCAAGGGUGCAACGCUUGCGGACGAAGAACUCAUGGAACUGAUUUCGGAGAACCGCAGCAUGAGCAAGACGCUGGAGGAAUACGGAAGCCAAAAGUCAACAUCCAUCACUACUGCCAGGCGUCUCGCGGACUUUUUAGGCGAGCAGAUGGUCAAAGACAAGGGCUUGAACUGCAAGUUUAUCAUUUGCGCUCGACCGAAGAAUGCCCCGGUUACCGAACGAGCCGUGCCCGUUGCCAUCUUCUCGGCCGAGGAGGAAACGAAGAGGAUGUAUCUCAAAAAGUGGCUCAAGGAGGAGCCUGCUGAUACCGACCCUCGAGCACUCCUUGACUGGGACUACUACCUCGAACGUCUCGGUUCCGUCAUCCAGAAGCUCAUCACCAUCCCAGCCGCUCUGCAAAAGGUCCGCAACCCGGUACCGCGCGUGCCGCAUCCGGACUGGCUGCAGCGAAGGAUCAAUAUCAAGGAGGAUAAGAUGAAGCAAAAGAAGCUCACCGACUUGUUUGGUCCUACCACCAAAGGCCCCUUGCAAGAUAUUACCCACCAUGCGAACAGCACCCAACUAGGAGAUAUGGAGGACUUUGGAAACUUGCUCAAGCCCAAGACUGUCAGUGAUGCCAUUUCUGCCACGCAGAAAACGGCGUCGGCCCAGAAACGCAAGGAUCCCGAGCCAGCAGCAGCCGAGAAUCUGGACCCGUUCGCGGCGCUUCCUCCGAAGAUGCCGUCGCCCAGUGAGGACUACGCGGCUUUCUUGGAGUACCAGAAGCAAAAGUGGAAGCUCCAAAAGCAGGCACGGGCUCGUAGACGACAUCUGUUCGGUGAAAAGCGCGGCAAUGUCCAGAGCAAUAUCCAGCAGACGUUCCGCAGUCAGGCUGAGAUGACAUUCCGAAACACCUGGCAGCUGCUUCAGCUGAGAGCAUCAGACAGUCCGGGCAUUGUCACCGCUCAUGUGCUGAUUGAUGCCAAGAUCCAUACUCUCAAGAUUAAUGUGCCCCGGCAAGUCUUCUUGAACUUGAAGAGUAGGGAUCUGCCGGAUAUUGAAGUUGAGGGUUGCCAUGUUGAACAGGUCAACCAUACGCUGCCUAAUGGCCAUUCUUCUGUGCAUCUUUUCAAGCUUACGGUGCCGGAGGACAUAUACUUUGCGGAAGCAGAAAAAUUCUCUCUGCUGUUCAACCAUCCCAGCGUGGAAGGCGUGUAUGAGAAACAACUACCGCUCAACAUGCGCGCCCUUCUCCAACUUGGAAAUCUCUGCACAAUUGACGAUAGCCAAGCCGGCGUGCUUGGAAAAGGUCUCGACCAAGGAUUCGACCUGUCCGGGUUGAAGAGGCCACUCAAGCCGAGGGAGUACCUGGGCGGCGCCCGUAUGGCCUACAUCUAUCUGUCCCACAUUAGUGCUGGUGAGCGUCAGAUCUUUGGUCUUUUCUCCACCACCAGCGACCAAGCCCAUGUCAUUAUCCAGCAGAGGACCAAGGAUGGAGGGCAAGACCUGCCCAACAUCAACAAGCUCUAUGCCGACAUGUUGGCCAGAAGGAAUCAGGAGGCUGCCGGGGCGGAUUGGCAAGAGUGCUUCCCGUACCAGGAGAAGCUGAACAUCAAGAUCACCCAAGUCACCACCCGUCGGAAAGCCUUCCUUGAGGUUGGUGAUAUUGUCAAGAAACUGAGAAAGGAAGAGUCUGGACCGACUAUGGUGGUCAUCCAAUCCUCGCAACGCAACCUCCUGGUUCACGAGAUCCCCAUCUUGGGAGAGUUCCCCGUGAUGCCAUUGCGCUACGAUCAAGGAGACAGCUCGCUGCCCCCAUUGGGUUGGCAGAGUGUGGUGGCUCGUCGGUUGGUCAACCACUACCUCAGCCUGGGUUCCUGGAUCACUCAUAUGACGGCUCUUGCUCGGUACGGCGACGUACCGCUAUGCAACCUUGAGCGCGACGAUCCCCGCUUCCUGAUUGACAUCGCCUAUGCUCGCCGGCUCAUGGCCAACAAUGUCGUGCUCUGGUGGUCACCGAGUCCGCGCCCCGAUCAUGCCGGAUACGAGAAAGACGACGUGGUUGGCCCGCUCGAUCAGGUUCAGAUGCCAUCUGUGAACAACCCCGGUACCUAUGCCUCGGUGUGUAUAGAUCUGGAGGUGCGGAACUUGGCCAUCAACACCAUUCUCACUUCUUCGCUCAUCAAUGAGCUGGAAGGUGCGGACAGCAUUUCGUUCAAUCCCGCAGCGGAUUCGAACGGUAAUGGAGACGGCGAAGAGUUUCUCUAUUCGGAGAACGCCUUCGCCAAUGCUGGCGUGCAGGUCCUUCGCGAAAUGGUCAAGUCAUGGUGGGCGGAAGCUUGCAAGGGAUCUACCAUGGCCGACGUGAUGGUCCAGCACUUGGUCCGUUGGGUUGAAUCGCCAGCCUCGUGCCUUUACGACCGUGCUUUGCACUACUACGUCCAGAUGAUGAGCCGCAAGGCGCUCCUCCAGCUCAUGGCCGAUUUCCGCCGCGUGGGAUCACACGUCAUCUUUGCCAGCUCCAACAGACUUCUGCUUCAGACCACCAAGUCCGAGGUGGGCAAUGCUUAUGCCUAUGCCCAGUACAUCCUCAAGAGCAUCAAGGGAAAACCGCUCUUCCACUUUAUCGAUCUUGAAAUCAAGGAGUAUUGGGAUUACCUGGUCUGGUACGACGAGUUCAACUACGGCGGCAAAGCAACACAAGAAGUCCUCGAGCAGGACGAGCAAGACCUGCAGAUGAUCAUGCACUGGCAAAUGGCCACCUUCCUCCCCGUCCGCCUGCAGCCCAUCUUCCGCGACUGGGUCGUCGAGUUCAUCCAGCUCAUGCACGGCAUCAAGCGACCGUCCUUCGGCAGCGACCCUACCGCCACGCCGCGCCUUACGCAACUACCUGUCAACAUGCGGGGAGGUGAGGACGGUGCCGUCGGGCAGAUCAUCCUCGGCAAAGCUUUUGAAAAGCCGCUCAAGAAGGAAAUUGCCAACCUCAUCAACACCCAAAAUCGCGAGCUCCUGCAUCCCGAGCUGGCAGGCGACUACACCUUCCCGCAACUGCCGGGGUCUCACCUGUCUCACCUUUCCUCGUCCACGUCCAAGUCGUCGAUGACCAAGAACGCGGCAGGAGGAGGAAAGAAAGUAGCGGCGUCGGCCAACCCGGUCCUCGAGCUCGUCAAGGCCCUGAUGCAGGUCCUGUCACUAGACAAGAACAUCACGCUCGAAGCGCGGCUGCUGCGCAAGGAACUCCUGGCCAUGUUCGACGUGCGCGAGUUCAGCAAGGACGGCGCGUUCCAGAACCCGUCUGAGAGCCUGCGGUUGGCGCAGUUUAGUUGCGACAAUUGCACCAUGGCUAGGGACAUUGAUCUCUGUCGGGACGAGGAUUUCAUGGGUUCUUCUGCUGCUGCUGCUGCAUCGGACGCCCUAGGAGGAGGAGGAGGAGGAGCGGCGGAGUUGGACGGAGGACAGCAAGGACAAGGACAAGGACAAGAAAAAGGAAGGUGGAAGUGCCCCUACUGCGAAAUGGACUACGACCGCAACGAGAUCGAGGAGAGGCUGGUGGCAGAGGUGGAGGCCAUGGUGGUGGAGUGGACGACGCAGGACCUCAAGUGCGGCAGGUGCGGCGCGCUGAGGGUGAACGAGUUCAUGGAGCAUUGCACGUGCUCGGGCGAGUGGAGGGAGCUGGUCAAGCGGGAGGAGGUGAUGAGACGGCUGAAGGUGUAUAGGAAUGUGGCGAGGUAUUAUGGGUUGAGGAUGUUGGGGGAUGUGGUGGAGGGGGUUGUUGGGGGGUUGUGA